AUGUCUUUCCCUCAGCUGGGGUACCCCCAGUUCCUCAGCGCCUCCCAUGAGGUGUACGGGGGCGAGCGGCCGGCCUCUGCCCGGGAGGGAGCUGCCGAGGGCGGCUUGAGCUCCUCUGCCACCGCCGCGGCUGUCGGCUCCAUGCUGGGGAUGUACGGGAGCCCGUGGGUGGCUCACAACUACAGUGCCUUUCUGCCGUACAGCGGAGCCACAGACCUCGCCCUCAUCUCCCAGAUGGGCUCCCAGUAUGAGUUGAAGGACAGCCCGGGCUCCCACCCGGCCUCCCUGCCUGUCCACGCCGCGCAGGGCUUCUACCCGUACGGCCAGUAUCCGUACGGGGACCCGUCGAGGGCCAAGACGGCCACGCGGGAGACCACGAGCACCCUGAAGGCCUGGCUGCAGGAGCACCAGAAGAACCCGUACCCCACCAAGGGGGAGAAGAUCAUGCUCGCCAUCAUCACCCGGAUGACGCUCACACAGGUGUCGACGUGGUUCGCCAACGCGCGCAGACGCCUGAAGAAGGAGAACAAGGUAACCUGGGGCCGCAGCGCCGAGGACCGGGACGGCCGCAUCUUCAGCAGCGACAACGAGGACGAGCCCGGCAAGAACGGCAGCGACGACGAAGACGAAGACGAGGAGAUCGAUCUGGAAACUGUGGAUAUCGAGAGACCCGAGGAGCAGUGCGCAGAGGAGGAGCAGGGCUCCGCCAAAGUCGAGGCCGAGGCGGGCCUGUCGGCCAUAGAGCAGGCCUCGGAGCCUCGGAGCUCCGAGAGCGGCAGGACGCUUUCUGUGGAGGGCCUGAGAGGAGUGGAGGCGGCCAUUUCUCUUAAUAAAUCGCCCGUUGUCAAACUCGCAGUGGAUCAUUCUCCCAGCAGACAGGAGUGCCAGAGACCGGCUCAGAGCAAGCCCAAAAUCUGGUCCUUGGCAGAGACCGCCGCAGCCCCCGACAGCUCUCACAAACCUUCCCCUGCGGCCCAUGCGCAUCACCCGGCUUUGGCCUCAGCCGGCCACCCGGCCUUGCUCCCGGGUCAUGGGAUAUAUACGUGCCAGAUUGGCAAGCUUCACAACUGGGCCAACGCGGCUUUUCUGAACGCCAACUCUCUUUUGAACAUGAGGUCGCUCCUCGGUGGGGCGCCGGCCGGACACCUGCCUCUCCACGGCUCGGUGCCGGCUGCGCGUCAUGACGCACGGCCGGUUGCGGCGGGCCCGGGAACUUCGGGAACGGAGGAUGACAGUGAUGUCGAGUCGUCGGGAAGCUUCAGUCCAAAAAGAGAUGACGAAGAGAGCGACCACAGGCCCGAUCCCCUGAAGUUCCAGCUGAUCACUGACAGACCUCACCAUGGCACAGCAUCACAACGAGUCCUGACAACAACGUUAUGA
Molecule: messenger RNA, 1380 nt
Organism: Pleuronectes platessa (European plaice)
Lineage: Eukaryota; Metazoa; Chordata; Actinopteri; Pleuronectiformes; Pleuronectidae
Gene: irx1b
Product: iroquois homeobox 1b
Exons: 5
Coding region: 1-1380 (459 amino acids)
Biological process (GO): regulation of transcription by RNA polymerase II; cell development; neuron differentiation
Cellular component (GO): nucleus
Molecular function (GO): RNA polymerase II cis-regulatory region sequence-specific DNA binding; DNA-binding transcription factor activity, RNA polymerase II-specific
Source: RefSeq, a predicted model, not a curated record